Nelumbo nucifera (sacred lotus) is the source of this 354-nucleotide messenger RNA. RefSeq names its product rapid alkalinization factor-like. Gene Ontology annotation, biological process: calcium-mediated signaling. The record is from RefSeq and is a predicted model, not a curated record. Gene Ontology annotation, cellular component: plasmodesma. NCBI's taxonomy places the organism in Eukaryota, Viridiplantae, Streptophyta, Magnoliopsida, Proteales, Nelumbonaceae.
AUGGCGACUUCUUCUGGGUUUUUCGUGAUGUUCGUCGUCUUCGUCACGGCUCUACUUAUCUCGUCUUCUACCACCAUUGAUGCCAGCGGGGAGUACCAAUUGGGUUGGCUGCCGACGAGAUCGACCUGCCAAGGCUCCAUGGAGGAGUGCAUGGCCGGCGGCAACGAGUUCGAAAUGGAUUCCGAGAUCAACCGCCGCAUUCUAGCAACCAGCCAGUACAUCAGCUACGGAGCCCUGCAGCGCAACACUGUACCCUGCUCCCGACGCGGUGCAUCUUACUACAAUUGCAAACCCGGAGCUCAAGCCAAUCCCUACAACCGAGGUUGCAGCGCCAUCACUCGGUGCCGGAGCUAG